AUGCGGGCCCGCUACUGCCGGCCCGCAGCCGAGUUUCAACUCAAGUCGGUGAGCCGCUGCGGCCCGCACCUCAAGUAUAAGAACCCGACGGAGCGCGACACGUGCCCCGCGCCGCCGCCAAAGCCGCCCAAAGACGACCGUUUGUUCUGGGGCGCGCUUACUAUGCUGGUUUUGGCGGGAGGGUUUGCUUUCUACGCCAAACAGUCCCCAGAAGUCCGAGACUGGCUCACGCUCCACGCGCCAUGGUUCGACGACUUCAUAGCCAUAGCCUAUGAGGAGAACAUGACCUACAAGGAGUUUGCUGAACAGUGCGUUGAUGAUCUGAAGAAGUACAUCAACGAUUACUCCGAAGAUAGGAAGCCUAAGCAGUGUUCUUUGGAUGGGGAUAUCAAGCCUGUUGAAGCUGCUCCACCACCACCACCUAAAGAUGAAGGGAGUGAUGAGAAACCAAAAUGCGAGGUUCUACCACCUCCAGUGAUCACGAAGGGAAUUUGCGAGAUCGAGGAGUGCAUAAAAGAUCUUGGAGAGGCCGUCAUCAACAACUACAUUACUGCUAAGGACGCUUGCAAUUAUUAUAACACGCUGGUAGAAGAUACCAUGGUGAAUUUCUGUAUGACAAAACUUAAAGAAAUACAUGGCGCAAAAGCCGAACGUCUGGAUUUGGUUCAACAAUCAUCGGACAAUAUUUGCGAUGCUACGACCAAGAUGGACGAGUUAUCCCGCUAUCUGGAGUGCGGUGUGCAAGCGCCCAAGGAGCACAUCAACGCGGUCAGAGGCUUGAUAACAGACCUCCGUGAUAAGAUCUCGGCAGCCCGCAUGCAGUACCAGUGGGAGAACGACAAGUCGGUUGCGUUGGAUGCGCAAGUUGACAAGGUCGAAGAGCUAGUGACCAAGUACACCGAUGAGAACCAGACCUUGUUCUCCGGACUGCGAUACGACCACAAGAAGCCGGUGCUACAGGGGGACCCGGAUCUAUUGUUAUACCACACUUUUAGAUAUGCGACAAAACUGCAAGUCGAGCUUUGCGAAGCAUCAGCGGGCAUGACUGAGAGAAUCAAUCGAGGGCUCGAAACACUACCACAGACUGAGAAAGACCUGAAAAAUAGAAACUACGCGAUACAAGCCGAAUACAAAAAGAGGAAGUAUGAGUUGGACAGGGAAUACAGGAAACGGGCUGAUGACCAAAGAGCCAAUAACGAUAAGACUCUGAAAGACGCUUUGAAGAAGCAGCUGGAGAGACACGAAGAGCAAUUGCAGAUAAAGUUGGCGCAGAAGGAGAAAGAGACAACAAUAAAACUGAACAAGAUGGUAGCAGAGAAAGUAGCAGCUGAGAAGAAAAUAUUCGCGAACCAACUCGCUGAAAUGGCGGCCAAGCUGAAGAUCGUUGAAGACAAAUUGAAUGCAAGGCUAAAGGCAGAGAGAGAAACGCGCCGCUCGCAGCAACUAUGGGAAGCCGGUGCGUCUUUACUCGCAGCGACCAAGAAAGGAGACAAGGUCAUCAGGGUUGACAAGGAGCUGAAGGCAAUCGAAAACGCUUCAGGUGAUGAUGACAAACUAGUGAAGACAGUCCUCAAAGCGAUCCCAGAGUCGGUGCGCACCAACGGCAUAGUACCAGAGAGCGUUCUGAGAGAGAGGUACCAUAGAAUGGAGAAGGCGGCGCUGAGGGUGGCCUUGGUGGAGCAGGACGGGGGGCCGCUGCCGAUCUACUUCCUGUCCUGGCUGCAAUCCAUGAUGCUCUUUAUGAAGCUAUCAUGCAUUCCUCAAGCCGAACAAGAUAAAUUACCACAGGAGCCGUUCCAAGGUCUAGACACGUUUGACUUACUGCGGAGAGCUAGAUUCUGGAUAGAACGGGGUAACUUAGCGGCUGCACUGCGCUACGUUAGUUCACUAGAGGGCGCGUCUAGACUGGCAGCGUCCACGUGGUUCGAUGCCGCACGUUCACAUCUGGAGACCAGGCAAGCGGCCGAGGCGGUGUUGGCCCACGCCGCUGCAUUGGGCCUGCAGUAUAUUUAGACGACCUGUUACUACUGUGAUGGACCUGUAAGUAUUAGACCUGCACUGUACUAUGUCAUUUCACUAGAGGGCGCGUCUAGACUGGCAGCGUCGACCUGGUUCGAUACCGCACGUUCACACCUGGAGACCAGGCAAGCGGCCGAGGCGGUGUUGGCCCACGCCGCUGCAUUGGGCCUGCAGUAUAUUUAGACGACCUGUUACUACUGUGAUGGACCUGUAAGUAUUGGACUUGCAC
Molecule: messenger RNA, 2248 nt
Organism: Ostrinia nubilalis (European corn borer)
Lineage: Eukaryota; Metazoa; Arthropoda; Insecta; Lepidoptera; Crambidae
Product: MICOS complex subunit Mic60-like
Exons: 17
Coding region: 1-2013 (670 amino acids)
Biological process (GO): cristae formation
Cellular component (GO): MICOS complex
Source: RefSeq, a predicted model, not a curated record